CCUCGCCCCACCCCCUUUCCAAGCCGCCUUAAAGGGACCGCUCACUGCCCAUCGUAAAGGCUGAUCACUGAUCACAUAUUCUUUCUCUCUCUCUCUCCCUCUCGUCUAGGCUAGGCCAAGAUGUGCUCCAAGCAGAAGGGGCGAGCCAGACAGUGGCAGGAGAACAUGAAGAGGCAUGCUGAGGUGGAGCAGCUGCAAGCGUAUCUGAGCAGCUGGAGGAAGGUCUUGGUCAACAACAUCAACCUGAAGGCAAUGGAGGCAACGGCCAAGGCGAAGAUUACAGAUCAACAGCUGAAGACUAUCGAUCAGGAGGUGAAGGUUGCGCGGAAGGCCAUUCUGCUGAUGCGGCAGGCAGCACUGAAGAAUCUGCUUCAGGAUGAGAGCAAGCAGUAUGUGGAGGAACUCAAGCUGAUGGGCAAGACCUUCUACAAGGAGCGACUCUGAGCGUGAGGAUC
Leucoraja erinaceus (little skate) is the source of this 455-nucleotide messenger RNA. RefSeq names its product cilia- and flagella-associated protein 141-like. The record is from RefSeq and is a predicted model, not a curated record. Bases 121 to 444 code for a protein of 107 amino acids. The transcript is spliced from 4 exons. NCBI's taxonomy places the organism in Eukaryota, Metazoa, Chordata, Chondrichthyes, Rajiformes, Rajidae.